Molecule: messenger RNA, 1263 nt
Organism: Malaya genurostris
Lineage: Eukaryota; Metazoa; Arthropoda; Insecta; Diptera; Culicidae
Product: putative gustatory receptor 28b
Exons: 7
Coding region: 1-1263 (420 amino acids)
Biological process (GO): sensory perception of taste
Cellular component (GO): membrane; axon; dendrite
Source: RefSeq, a predicted model, not a curated record
AUGAGGGCGAAAGUUGGAAACAUAUCGUCGCAAGAUUCUAGCGAAAUUUACAUCGCGUUCCAGCCACUUUAUUAUAUGGCCAAAGUAGCUGGUCUCUGGCCUCAAACUUUAAAGCGGACAUCACCUGGGUUUUCACUGCCCAGCAUUACAUACCAAAUAGCUCUUUAUUGUGUCAUUGGAAUUUGUCUCUUCGUUAAUAGUGAUGUUGUUCUUUGGACCAAGUAUAUGAGCCAGAUGAACUCUAACAUUUUACAGGAUGGUCUUCAGAUCCAUGUGAUUAGCGGUCUCAUAAUGGCGAUCAUCAUGGGAAUGGUUAACUUAUUACAACACCAAAAAAAGUGGACCCUUAUGGAAUCAUUUGGAAGCAUAAAUAGUAUUCUUUCCAAAUAUUUUUUCGUAACAAUUCCAUAUAAAAACUUAAAACGGUGGUUCUAUUUUCUUCUAGUUGUACAGAACUCAUUUUUGUUGAUCGUGAUAUUGAGUUAUUAUUACUUUUUGGCGUAUAAGUUGAAAAUUGAAACGAAACUAUUGUAUGUUUCCUACUACAUCAUCAAUAUGACAUCAAUGGCGUUCACAAUCGAUUACGUCUCAUUUGUGAUCUCAACCCGUACCAGACUCCAGUUAGUGAAUAGACUUUUAAAGCAGCUGUUAUUUGAUGAAUGUGAUGAAAAAUAUUCUAAAUUAACUGCCACACCAACUAUUUUGAAAGUAGAGAGACCAAAAAUUGAAAAGUACUCAUCUACGUCAGAAAUAAAUCAGUUCAUAGAUAACGUAUCUAAUCUACACAACAAAAUUGGAGAAAUUAUAAUUUUGCUGAACAGAAUCUAUUCCUUUCAGCUCAUGUUAAACUUUUGCGCGAUGUUUCUGUUCCUGGUGUUUGGAUUGUUCGCUUCAUACAAAGCCUUCAAUGCCAUUUCAAUAUCCUUCAAAUUAUUAGCAACGGCGAACGGAUUUUGGAUUUUUUAUUAUUUAAUAACAAUGAUAACAAUUAUCUAUGCAACAUCAAGCACAGUUAACGCCAAUUUUUCCAUAGGAGAUACAGUUCAUCGAAUCAUUAGAAUGCAUCAAAACACAUUAAGCAGCUGUCUAGUAGAAAAACUCUCUACCUUCUCACUGCAAUUAAAAAUGAGAGAAAUUACAUUUUCUUGUGGAUUGUUCAACUUCGACUGGCCACUGUUUGCUUCGAUUCUAGCUGCCGUUACAAUGUACCUAGUGUUUUUAAUACAAUUUGAUGUCACACCUCAAACGCAAACUGCCCUUUAA